Molecule: messenger RNA, 261 nt
Organism: Penicillium manginii
Lineage: Eukaryota; Fungi; Ascomycota; Eurotiomycetes; Eurotiales; Aspergillaceae
Exons: 2
Coding region: 1-261 (86 amino acids)
Source: RefSeq, a predicted model, not a curated record
AUGGCGUCUCAGGGCUCGUCGAACCCAGGUAGGGGCGGCCAACAAGGCUCAUCACAGGGUAUUCCCAGCGGCACAGUCACCAAAAAUGCGGCCUUCUACUCCACCAUGUUGGAAAACCUGCUAGAAUUCAUUAGGCAAGCAGAACACCCAUCGUUCUCGCACGUCAUCGCAGUGAUCCGCUCCGGGGCCUCAGACGAGCAGAUCAGCCAACUCCUCGAGGAAAUCUUGCAGCGCAACACUCGCUCCGGCGGUGGUACGUAG